AUGCGAUCUGAAAAGUUACAUGAAGUGAAAAAUCUACGAGUGGUACUUCAAAUUCUAUUUGGGGCAUAUUUUGCAUCUGCUGUUAUACCUCAUCGACAUCGUGUUCCUAUAAUCGAUCUUGGCGGUGCUGAUGAAUUAGUUGGAAGUGUGCGUGAAGAUCGCACUAUUGUCAAUGUCGUACCUAAAUUGAGCAUCGUUCACGAAACAGGUCCACUUUGUCGAUAUGAACUUACAAAUGAAGGGUCAGAGGAUGUACCAUUUAUGGUUGAAUUGAAUGAUGAAAAAGAUGGUUCGGGUACUGUUCGAAUCAAAGAUGGCGUACAUUUGGAUUGUAGCAAUCCUCAAUAUCUUCUCAAUUUGGUAGCUGUUCGUUGUGAUGAUGAGGCUAGAUCGGAAAGCGUACGUAUGCGAAUCUCUGUCAAAGACACAAAUGAUCACAUACCAGAAUUUUCCCGUCCCUGGUAUACUUUCAACGUAAAUGAAGGAAAAAUUUACAACGAAUUAGCUCGACUGCAAGCAACUGAUAAAGAUUGUGGACAUCCAUAUGCAAAAUCGUACAUUCUAACAAUAGUAGCUCAUGAUUGCGGAAUGCGGCAGUCAAAAUCAACUCUCGUUACUAUUAAUGUACGAGAAGCUUGCGUUGAUGGUAUUCGAGGAAUUCAAGAAAAGGUAAUAUACAUGCCUGAAUCAGGAAGUGUUCGGAUCGCACCAAAUGCACAUGUCUUCACCUGUUCUGAAGCGCAAGCCUGUAUUUUGGAAAGUGUGAAAAGUGUGCUAACCUUGCAAACUGAUCAUCUAACUUAUGGAUGUGACCGAGAUGACUUUGUUCCCCAUAUGGUGCAAAAAAAAUGUGGAAUGGAUGAGGCAACAAUAGCUUUACUAAGCAAUAUGGACGAUAACAAAUCCGUAGAUAACAAUGUGUUAGUAGAUAAAUUCGUAUUUGACGGGCAUUCUCGUUCAGUAAUUAUACCUGAAGAAAAGGUUGAUUCGGUUAUUCCAUUGAAGUUUACUCUUACUUUUUCGAUGAAACAUGCUCGUGGUAACAAGAAAGAUGAAUCAACGAAGCAAACAGUUUUAUGCGAAAGCGACUAUACUAAUAUGAAUCGGCAUCACUUCGCAGUUUAUACUCGACACUGUAAGCUAGAAUUGUUAAUGCGUCGUGAAAGUAAUGAUGAGGCAUCUUUUCGUGCUGCAGAAUGGCGAUGGAAUAUACCAGAAGUUUGCGAUAAUCGCUGGCACUCUUACUCUAUUUUAUUUGCAUCAGUUGAUAUGGUGGAUUUAUACAUUGAUGGUCGUAAAUUUAUCACUACAAAAGAAAAUCCAGAAAUUCUUGAUGAUUGGCCAUUACAUCGUACGAAAGAUACGAAAAUUCGUAUAGUUGUGGGAGCGUGUUGGCAUGGACGUGACCAUUCAAUGUCACAGCAUUUUAAAGGAAGUUUAGCUUCGGUCUAUUAUUUACCUAAUAAACUAGAACAACCGCAUAUUCUUCAGUGUGCUCAUCAGUGUAAGGAAAAACUUGAAUUCAGUGCUAUUGAUCAAUUAGUACCGGGAGAGAAUGCAAUAUUCUCCGCAGAUUCAUCAUCAUUUACUCUGCAAGCAAAUACUGCUGAAGAUUUAUCAUUAUUACUUCAACGUGUCACAUACGUGAAUAGUAAAAAUCCACCAACUCCUGGACACCGAUCUUUUUACAUCAAUACAACCGUUUCUUGCACGGAUGGCAAAAUGCUUACUCUAAAUCCUAGUAAGGGAUAUAUAUUGGUGCAAAAAGAAGCUGAACCAGUGAUUUCCAUUAGUGGCUUAUCCGUUGUGAACAGUGAUCAUCACUUAGUAAAAACUGGUGCUCCCAUGCUUCCUGAAAUCAAAAUUACAGUAACCCAAAGUGUAAAUGGUGAACAAAUAGAACGAACAGAUGUAUCAGAACUUGAUUGGUGUAAGGUACAUCUGAAACCAUCGCGUGAUAUGGACCUCGAGUAUUUCUCCUCUCCAGCAUCACUUAUUGCUGCUCUUCGAAUUGAUUUUGAGCACGAUAAACAGGGAAUUUUAUUAAAGGGGAAAGAAAAAGUCAAAGGUUACCGAGAGAUUUUAUCCAAAAUUCAUUACUUCAAUACUCGGGCUGAUUCAUAUACUAGGAGAAUCUACACCGUGCAGUGUUCAAUGAAUGAUGGUCGUAUUCUCAGCAAUGAAUUCCUCGUUACGAUGAAUAUCGAUAUCCCACAAACAACACAAGCACCGGUAACUCAGAUUCUUGAUGAAGAGGUGCAAAUGGAGCAUGCCUUCGAUAGAAUUGGUGGUAAUCGACUGCAGAAUUUACUGGAAAUGGAUUUUCCGCGACCAAAAGCUUUGAUCUCUCGCGGAUAUGAUAGUGGGCGUGGUACUGUAGCAGGAGGAGUAGUCACUUUAAUGGUAGUGGUAUGUGUUGGCUUUCUCCUAAUACUGCUAGUAAUCGGAAUAUUGAAAAUGCGUGAUACCCCUCUUCCGUCGAGACGGCGCCGUAAUCGGCGAAAUCCGGAAGGAGCAAUGGAAUGGGAUGACAGCGGUAUGAAUAUUACUGUAAAUCCACUUGAAGAAGUAGACAAACAUGGUGUUGAUUUUUCUGAUGAUGACGAAGAACAAGAAGAAGAAAGCUCUGAUGGUGGCGAAAGUUUUCAUGAUGAAGGUAUGACGGAAGAUGAAGAAGAUGCUGAAAAUGUACUUCCGCAUGUAGACAGCGAAAAACAAAAUAGAAGUCUGGAAUGGGAUGACACGACUCUGACGAAUGUUUCACGCACUUACCGUGUUUAA
Messenger RNA from Thelazia callipaeda (thelaziosis nematode), 2781 nucleotides. The record is from the annotation of a GenBank genome assembly. NCBI's taxonomy places the organism in Eukaryota, Metazoa, Nematoda, Chromadorea, Rhabditida, Thelaziidae.